AGAUGAUCCAGAUCCGACUCGUCUCCCAGUCUCUCCAGAGAUGAUCCAGAUCCUGACUAGUCUCCCAGUCUCUCCAGAGAUGAUCCAGAUCCUGACUAGUCUCCCAGUCUCUCCAGAGAUUACCCAGAUCCUGACUAGUCUCCCAGCCUCUCCAGAGAUGAUCCAGAUCCUGACUAGUCUCCCAGUCUCUCCAGAGAUGAUCCAGAUCCUGACUAGUCUCCCAGUCUCUCCAGAGAUGAUCCAGAUCCUGACUAGUCUCCCAGUCUCUACAGAGAUGAUCCAGAUCCUGACUAGUCUCCCAGUCUCUCCAGAGAUUACCCAGAUCCUGACUAGUCUCCCAGCCUCUCCAGAGAUGAUCCAGAUCCUGACUAGUCUCCCAGUCUCUCCAGAGAUGAUCCAGAUCCUGACUAGUCUCCCAGUCUCUCCAGAGAUGAUCCAGAUCCUGACUAGUCUCCCAGUCUCUCCAGAGAUGAUCCAGAUCCUGACUAGUCUCCCAGUCUCUCCAGAGAUGAUCCAGAUCCUGACUAGUCUCCCAGUCUCUCCAGAGACCUGUUCUUAUUGUCCUCAAAUAGGUUGGAAAAAUAGGCUGAUCGAGCAGCAGUGAGGGCUCUUUGAUAUUGCUCUGUACUGUCUAUCCAAGCUAGUAGGAAGACUUCCAGUUUGGUGGAGCGCCAUUUCCGUUCCAAUUUUCUGGAGGCUUGCUUCAGGGCUCGGGUAUUCUCUGUAUACCAGGGAGCUAGUUUCUUGUGACAAAUGUUUUUUGUUUUUAGGGGUGCGACUGCAUCUAGGGUAUUACGCAAGGUUACAUUUAGAUCCUCAGUUAGGUGGUUAACUGAUGUUUGUACUCUGACGUCCUUGAGUAGGUGGAGGGAGUCUGGAAGGGCCUCUAGGGACCUUUGGGUUGUCCAAGGAUUUAUAGCACGGCUUAUGAUGGUCCUUGGUUGGGGUCUGAGCAGAAUAUUUGUUGCGAUUGCAAACAUUUACAUUUUUACAUUUUAGUCAUUUAGCAGACGCUCUUAUCCAGAGCGACUUACAGUUAGUGUGUGUGGUAAUAAGAUGGUGGUCCGAUAGUCCAGGAUUAUGAGGAAAAAUAUUUAGAUCCACAAUAUUUAUUCCACGGGACAAAACUAGAUCCAAGGUAUGACUGUGGCAAUGAGUAGGUCCGGAGACAUGUUGGACAGAACCCACUGAGUCGAUGAUGGCUCCGAAAGCCUUUUGGAGUGGGUCUGUUGACUUCUCCAUGUGAAUAUUAAAGUCACCAAAAAUUAGAAUAUUAUCUGCCAUGACUACAAGGUCCUAUAGGAAUUCAGGGAACUCAGUGAGGAACUCUGUAUACGGCCCAGGGGGGUAAAUUGACAUUUGCCAUCAUAAAUGUUAACAACACCUCCGACUUUGCGGGAUGCGAGGGGGAUAUGGUCACUAGUGUAACCAGGAGGAGAGGCCUCAUUUAACACAGUAAAUUCAUCAGGCUUAAGCCAUGUUUCAGUCAGGCCAAUCAUAUCAAGAUUCGGAUCAGUGAUUAGUUCAUUGACCAUAACUGCCUUGGAAGUGAGGGAUCUAACAUUAAGUAGCCCUAUUUUGAGAUGUGAGAUAUCACAAUCUCUUUCAAUAAUGACAGGAAUGGAGGAGGUCUUUAUUCCAGUGAGAUUGCUAAGGCAAACACCAGCAUGGCACAGACACGGUCUCAAUGGGGAUAGCUGAGCUGACUACCCUGACUGUGCUAGUGGCAGACUCCACUAAGCUGGCCGGCUGGCUAACAGCCUGCUGCCUGGCCUGCACCCUGUAUCAUUGGGCUGGCUAACAGCCUGCUGCCUGGCCUGCACCCUGUCUCAUUGGGCUGGCUAACAGCCUGCUGCCUGGCCUGCACCCUGUCUCAUUGGGCUGGCUAACAGCCUGCUGCCUUGCCUGCACCCUGUCUCAUUGGGCUGGCUAACAGCCUGCUGCCUGGCCUGCACCCUGUCUCAUUGGGGCUGGCUAACAGCCUGCUGCCUGGCCUGCACCCUGUCUCAUUGGGCUGGCUAACAGCCUGCUGCCUGGCCUGCACCCUGUCUCAUUGGGCUGGCUAACAGCCUGCUGCCUGGCCUGCACCCUGUCUCAUUGGGCUGGCUAACAGCCUGCUGCCUGGCCUGCACCCUGUCUCAUUGGGGAGGCUAACAGCCUGCUGCCUGGCCUGCACCCUGUCUCAUUGUGGAGGCUAACAGCCUGCUGCCUGGCCUGCACCCUGUCUCAUUGGGGAGGCUAACAGCCUGCUGCCUGGCCUGCACCCUGUCUCAUUGGGGAGGCUAACAGCCUGCUGCCUGGCCUGAACCCUGUCUCAUUGGGCUGGCUAACAGCCUGCUGCCUGGCCUGCACCCUGUCUCAUUGGGCUGGCUAACAGCCUGCUGCCUGGCCUGCACCCUGUCUCAUUGGGGAGGCUAACAGCCUGCUGCCUGGCCUGCACCCUGUCUCAUUGGGCUGGCUAACAGCCUGCUGCCUGGCCUGCACCCUGUCUCAUUGGGGAGGCUAACAGCCUGCUGCUGGCCUGCACCCUGUCUCAUUGGGCUGGCUAACAGCCUGCUGCCUGGCCUGCCACCCUGUCUCAUUGGGGAGGCUAACAGCCUGCUGCCUGGCCUGCACCCUGUCUCAUUGGGGAGGCUAACAGCCUGCUGCCUGGCCUGCACCCCUGUCUCAUUGGGCUGGCUAACAGCCUGCUGCCUGGCCUGCACCCUGUCUCAUUGGGCUGGCUAACAGCCUGCUGCCUGGCCUGCACCCUGUCUCAUUGGGCUGGCUAACAGCCUGCUGCCUGGCCUGCACCCUGUCUCAUUGGGCUGGCUAACAGCCUGCUGCCUGGCCUGCACCCUGUCUCAUUGGGCUGGCUAACAGCCUGCUGCCUGGCCUGCACCCUGUCUCAUUGGGCUGGCUAACAGCCUGCUGCCUGGCCUGCACCCUGUCUCAUUGGGCUGGCUAACAGCCUGCUGCCUGGCCUGCACCCUGUCUCAUUGGGGAGGCUAACAGCCUGCUGCCUGGCCUGCACCCUGUCUCAUUGGGCUGGCUAACAGCCUGCUGCCUGGCCUGCACCCUGUCUCAUUGGGGAGGCUAACAGCCUGCUGCCUGGCCUGCACCCUGUCUCAUUGGGCUGGCUAACAGCCUGCUGCCUGGCCUGCACCCUGUCUCAUUGGGGAGGCUAACAGCCUGCUGCCUGGCCUGCACCCUGUCUCAUUGGGGAGGCUAACAGCCUGCUGCCUGGCCUGCACCCUGUCUCAUUGGGCUGGCUAACAGCCUGCUGCCUGGCCUGCACCCUGUCUCAUUGGGCUGGCUAACAGCCUGCUGCCUGGCCUGCACCCUGUCUCAUUGGGGAGGCUAACAGCCUGCUGCCUGGCCUGCACCCUGUCUCAUUGGGCUGGCUAACAGCCUGCUGUCUGGCCUGCACCCUGUCUCAUUGGGGAGGCUAACAGCCUGCUGCCUGGCCUGCACCCUGUCUCAUUGGGGAGGCUAACAGCCUGCUGCCUGGCCUGCACCCUGUCUCAUUGUGGAGCUAGAGGAGUUAGAGCCCUGUCUAUGUUGGUAGAUAAGAUGAGAGCACCCCUCCAGCUAGGAUGGAGUCCAUCACUCCUCAGCAGGCCAGGCUUGGUCCUGUAACACCCCUCCAGCUAGGAUGGAGUCCAUCACUCCUCAGCAGGCCAGGCUUGGUCCUGUAGCACCCCUCCAGCUAGGAUGGAGUCCAUCACUCCUCAGCAGGCCAGGCUUGGUCCUGUAACACCCCUCCAGCUAGGAUGGAGUCCAUCACUCCUCAGCAGGCCAGGCUUGGUUCCUGUAGCACCCCUCCAGCUAGGAUGGAGUCCAUCACUCCUCAGCAGGCCAGGCUUGGUCCUGUAGCACCCCUCCAGCUAGGAUGGAGUCCAUCACUCCUCAGCAGGCCAGGCUUGGUCCUGUAACACCCCUCCAUCUAGGAUGGAGUCCGUCACUCCUCAGCAGGCCAGGCUUGGUCCUGUAGAACCCCCCUCACCCCUCCAGGGUCCAUCACUCCUCAGCAGGCCAGGAUUGGUCCUGUAGCACCCCUCCAGCUAGGAUGGAGUCCCGUCACUCCUCAAGCAGGCCAGGCUUGGUCCUGUAGCACCCCUCCAGCUAGGAUGGAGUCCAUCACUCCUUAGCAGGCCAGGCUUGGUCCUGUAGCACCCCUCCAGGGUCCAUCACUCCUCAGCAGGCCAGGCUUGGUCCUGUAGCACCCCUCCAGCUAGGAUGGAGUCCAUCACUCCUCAGCAGGCCAGGCUUGGUCCUGUAGCACCCCUCCAGCUAGGAUGGAGUCCAUCACUCCUCAGCAGGCCAGGCUUGGUCCUGUAGCACCCCUCCAGCUAGGAUGGAGUCCAUCACUCCUCAGCAGGCCAGGCUUGGUCCUGUAGCACCCCUCCAGCUAUGAUGGAGUCCAUCACUCCUCAGCAGGCCAGGCUUGGUCCUGUAGCACCCCUCCAUCUAGGAUGGAGUCCAUCACUCCUCAGCAGGCCAAGCUUGGUCCUGUAGCACCCCUCCAGCUAGGAUGGAGUCCAUCACUCCUCAGCAGGCCAGGCUUGGUCCUGUAACACCCCUCCAUCUAGGAUGGAGUCCGUCACUCCUCAGCAGGCCAGGCUUGGUCCUGUAGCACCCCUCCAGCUAGGAUGGAGUCCAUCACUCCUCAGCAGGCCAGGCUUGGUCCUGUAGCACCCCUCCAGCUAGGAUGGAGUCCGUCACUCCUUAGCAGGCCAGGCUUGGUCCUGUAGCACCCCUCCAGGGUCCAUCACUCCUCAGCAGGCCAGGCUUGGUCCUGUAACACCCCUCCAGCUAGGAUGGAGUCCAUCACUCCUCAGCAGGCCAGGCUUGGUCCUGUAGCACCCCUCCAGCUAGGAUGGAGUCCAUCACUCCUCAGCAGGCCAGGCUUGGUCCUGUAACACCCUUCCAGAUAGGAUGGAGUCCGUCACUCCUCAGCAGGCCAGGCUUGGUCCUGUAACACCCCUCCAGGGUCCAUCACUCCUCAGCAGGCCAGGCUUGGUCCUGUAGCACCCCUCCAGCUAGGAUGGAGUCCGUCACUCCUUAGCAGGCCAGGCUUGGUCCUGUAGCACCCCUCCAGGGUCCAUCACUCCUCAGCAGGCCAGGCUUGGUCCUGUAACACCCCUCCAGCUAGGAUGGAGUCCAUCACUCCUCAGCAGGCCAGGCUUGGUCCUGUAGCACCCCUCCAGCUAGGAUGGAGUCCAUCACUCCUCAGCAGGCCAGGCUUGGUCCUGUAGCACCCCUCCAGCUAGGAUGGAGUCCGUCACUCCUCAGCAGGCCAGGCUUGGUCCUGUAACACCCCUCCAUCUAGGAUGGAGUCCAUCACUCCUCAGCAGGCCAGGCUUGGUCCUGUAGCACCCCUCCAUCUAGGAUGGAGUCCAUCACUCCUCAGCAGGCCAGGCUUGGUCCUGUAGCACCCCUCCAUCUAGGAUGGAGUCCAUCACUCCUCAGCAGGCCAGGCUUGGUCCUGUAACACCCCUCCAGCUAGGAUGGAGUCCAUCACUCCUCAGCAGGCCAGGCUUGGUCCUGUAGCACCCCUCCAGCUAGGAUGGAGUCCGUCACUCCUCAGCAGGCCAGGCUUGGUCCUGUAGCACCCCUCCAGCUAGGAUGGAGUCCAUCACUCCUCAGCAGGCCAGGCUUGGUCCUGUAGCACCCCUCCAGCUAGGAUGGAGUCCAUCACUCCUCAGCAGGCCAGGCUUGGUCCUGUAACACCCCUCCAGCUAGGAUGGAGUCCAUCACUCCUCAGCAGGCCAGGCUUGGUCCUGUAGCACCCCUCCAGGGUCCAUCACUCCUCAGCAGGCCAGGCUUGGUCCUGUAACACCCCUCCAGCUAGGAUGGAGUCCAUCACUCCUCAGCAGGCCAGGCUUGGUCCUGUAGCACCCCUCCAGCUAGGAUGGAGUCCAUCACUCCUCAGCAGGCCAGGCUUGGUCCUGGUAACACCCUUCCAGAUAGGAUGGAGUCCGUCACUCCUCAGCAGGCCAGGCUUGGUCCUGUAACACCCCCUCCAGGGUCCAUCACUCCUCAGCAGGCCAGGCUUGGUCCUGUAGCACCCCUCCAGCUAGGAUGGAGUCCGUCACUCCUUAGCAGGCCAGGCCUUGGUCCUGUAGCAACCCCUCCAGGGGCCCAUCACUCCUCAGCAGGCCAGGCUUGGUCCUGUAACACCCCUCCAGCUACGGAUGAGUCCCAUCACUCCUCAGCAGGCCAGGCUUGGUCCUGUAACACCCCUCCAUCUAGGAUGGAGUCCAUCACUCCUCAGCAGGCCAGGCUUGGUCCUGUAGCAACCCCUCCAUCUAGGAUGGAGUCCAUCACUCCUCAGCAGGCCAGGCUUGGUCCUGUAGCACCCCUCCAGCUAGGAUUGGAGUCCAUCACUCCUCAGCAGGCCAGGCUUGGUCCUGUAGCACCCCUCCAGCUAGGAUGGAGUCCAUCACUCCCAGCAGGCCAGGCUUGGUCCUGUAAACACCCCUCAGGCUAGGAUGGAGUCCAUCACUCCUCAGCAGGCCAGGCUUGGUCCUGUAACAGCCCCAUCCUGGCUAGGAUGGAGUCCGGUCACUCCCUCAGCAGGCCACUUGUCAUGUUAGCACCCUCCAGCUAGGAUGAAGUCCAUCACUCCCAGCAGGCCAGGCUUGGUCUUGGUAGCACCCUAACGCUUAGGAUGGCGUCCAUCACUCUCAGCAGGCCCGGCUUGGUCCUGUACACCCAUCCCGCUAGGAUUGGAGCCGUCACUUCACAGCAGGCCAGGCUUGGUCCUGUAGCACCCCUUCCAGUAGGAUGGAGUCCGUCAAUCCUCAGCAGGCCAGCUUGGUCCUGUAACACCCCUCCAGCUGGAUGGAGUCCGUCACUCUCAGCAGGCCAGGAUUGGUCCUGUAGCAACCCUCCCAGCUAGGAUGGAGUCUGUCACCCCAGCAGGCCAGGCUUGUCCUGUAGACACCCCUCCAGCUAGGAUGGGAGUCCAUCACUCCUAAGCAGGCCAGGCUUGGUCCUGUUGUGGGUGAGUCCCAGAAAGAGAGCCAAUUAUCUACAAAUUCUAUUUUUUGGGAGGGGCAGAAAACUGUUUUCAACAUUCAGAGACUUGUCUCGAAGCCACUCCUGCGUCAUCUUGGCUGUGACAUAGGGUCGUUGUCCAGUUGGAAGGUGAACCUCCGGUCAGAGUGACCAUCGGGUUCUUGGUCACCUCCCUGACCAAGGCCCUUCUCCCCCGAUUGCUCAGUUUGGCCGGACGGCCAGCUCUAGGAAGAGUCUUGGUGGUUCCAAACUUCUUCCAUUUAAGAAUGAUGGAGGCCACAGUGUUCUUGGGGACCUUCAAUGCUGCAGACAUUUUGUGGUACCCUUCCCCAAAUCUGUGCCUCGACACAAUCCUGUCUCGGAGCUCUACGGACAAUUCCUUCAACCUCAUGGCUUGGUUUUUGCUCUGACAUGCACUGUCAACUGUGGGACCUUAUAGAGACAGGUGUGUGCCUUUCCAAAUCAUGUCCAAUCAAUUGAAUUUACCACAGGUGGACUCCAAAUCAAGUUGUAGAAACAUCUCAAGAAUGAUCAAUGGGAACAGGAGGCACCUGAGCUCAAUUUCGAGUCUCAUAGCAAAGGAUCUGAAUACUUAUUUAAAUAAGGUAUUUCUGUUUUUAUUUUUAAUACAUUUGCUAAAAUUUAUAAAAACCUGUUUUCGCUUUGUCAUUAUGGGAUAUUGUGUGUAGAUAGAUGAGGAAUAAAAUGUAUUUAAUCCAUUUUAGAAUAAGGCUGUAACGUAACAAAAUGUGGAAAAAGUCAAGGGGUCUGAAUACUUUCCGAAUGCACCACAUAGAAAUGAACACAUCCCCCAGCCCACUGUAUUGGUCCAUUAUAUAGCCUGUUUAAUGAUAUUCUGUUGUUGUUUCCCGUGUCUAGUCCAAGGUUCUGUUCUCCCAGAGUAGCAGUAGCCCUACUCUGUGUCUGUCCAGCGAUGGGUCAGGACCAGACCGGUUGACUACAGGGCUAACCCAGGUGUUGGAUGUAUUGGCCCAGGCUGAGACCACUACAGGGCUAACCCAGGUGCUGGAUGUAUUGGCCCAGGCUGAGACCACUACAGGGCUAACCCAGGUGCUGGAUGUAUUGGCCCAGGCUGAGACCACCCUGCUGUGGCGGCACCAGGAAGUACAGGUCUGUUGAAGACAUGCAUCAGAUCCACUGUUCUAAUAGGCUGUUUGAAGACAGACUCUACCCAGCAGGCCAAGCGUGUUCUAAUGUUGUCAUUUCAACCCAUUUUUCCCCCCUGGGUAGAGAAGAUAUCUAUAUCUGUUUCUGCAUGAUCUAGUUAAGUCCAAACAAGCCACCAGUGUCCAUGUCUCAUCUCCCGCUUCCCUUCAGGAUGCUGCGGCUAGCCUGCGGAGGCUGGGUGAGGAGAGAGCGGCGCUGGAACAGAGAGUCAGACAGCUGGAGACAGACACAGAGGAGAGGCAGACACAGAGCCUGCAUGGAGGACAGGAGCUCACACACACACAGGACAUGUUGCUCAGGUAACACACACAGGACAUGUUGCUCAGGUAACACACACAGGACAUGUUGCUCAGGUAACACACACAGGACGUGUUGCUCAGGUAAGACACACUGGACGUGUUGCUCAGGUAACACACACUGGACGUGUUGCUCAGGUAAGACACGUUGCUCAGGUAAGACACGUUGCUCAGGUAAGACACACUGGACGUGUUGCUCAGGUAAGACACACUGGACGUGUUGCUCAGGUAAGACACGUUGCUCAGGUAAGACACGUUGCUCAGGUAAGACACACUGGACGUGUUGCUCAGGUAAGACACGUUGCUCAGGUAAGACACACUGGACGUGUUGCUCAGGUAAGACACGUUGCUCAGGUAAGACACGUUGCUCAGGUAACACACACUGGACGUGUUGCUCAGGUAACACACAUGUUGCUCAGGUAAGACACACUGGACGUGUUGCUCAGGUAAGACACACUGGACGUGUUGCUCAGGUAACACACACUGGACGUGUUGCUCAGGUAACACACACUGGACGUGUUGCUCAGGUAAGACACGUUGCUCAGGUAAGACACACUGGACGUGUUGCUCAGGUAAGACACGUUGCUCAGGUAAGACACACUGGACGUGUUGCUCAGGUAAGACACGUUGCUCAGGUAAGACACGUUGCUCAGGUAACACACACUGGACGUGUUGCUCAGGUAACACACAUGUUGCUCAGGUAAGACACACUGGACGUGUUGCUCAGGUAAGACACACUGGACGUGUUGCUCAGGUAACACACACUGGACGUGUUGCUCAGGUAACACACACUGGACGUGUUGCUCAGGUAACACACAUGUUGCUCAGGUAAGACACACUGGACAUGUUGCUCAGGUAACACACACUGGACGUGUUGCUCAGGUAAGACACGUUGCUCAGGUAAGACACACUGGACGUGUUGCUCAGGUAAGACACGUUGCUCAGGUAAGACACGUUGCUCAGGUAACACACACUGGACGUGUUGCUCAGGUAACACACAUGUUGCUCAGGUAAGACACACUGGACGUGUUGCUCAGGUAAGACACACUGGACGUGUUGCUCAGGUAACACACACUGGACGUGUUGCUCAGGUAACACACACUGGACGUGUUGCUCAGGUAAGACACGUUGCUCAGGUAAGACACACUGGACGUGUUGCUCAGGUAAGACACGUUGCUCAGGUAAGACACGUUGAUCAGGUAAGACACACUGGACGUGUUGCUCAGGUCUCGGGUGAGGAGGAGGAAGCCUGCUUAUUUAAACCUGAAUUUAGCCAGGUGGGUUGUUGAGAAUAAUAUAUAUUUUACAAUAAUAACCUGUUCCUACUUCUGUUCUGCAGGAUGUCUUGUGUUCUCUCUAGCCUGGUCCCGGAUCUGUUUGUGCUGUCUUGCCAACUCCUGGUCAUUGUCCCAGAGGAGUUGGAAAGACCGCACAAACAGAUGUGGGACCAGGCUCUGUGUUCUCCACGUAUAGUUGACUGGAAAAACGCUGGAGAUUCACCCAUCUAUGUUGCUGUUGCUGUGUCAGUGAGAGAGAGAUGGUGGGCUCCCUGAGGAGCCAGCUGGAGGAAGAAGAGAGACGGAGUGAGGAGAGAAGGAAGGAGAACGAACGACUGAGACGGGAGAGAGAGAGGGAGGUGGAAGAGAGGAAGGAGCUGGAGAGUGAGAGGCAGAGACGGUACCUACUCCAGGUCACUGUAAAGUCAACUGUUGAUGUAACAAGGGCUUUACAAACCAUUUGAUUGAUUGAUUUGAUUGACAGAUUGGAGGCUGACCUGGUAGAGAGUGCCCAUCUCAGUGAGCGUGAGGCUCGUAUCCGCAUGGAGCUGCAUGCCCUACAGGGGGCGCUGCAGAGAGAACAGCUGGACAGGGAGAGGGCAGAAGAGGAAGCUGCUGAUGUUAAGAAUGCUCUAAGCAAGGUACAGCUAUCAUCUCUGACCUCUAACCUCUUGAGUCUUAGAUUGGAUCUGACACAUGCUCGUUGUAUUUGUCUGCCUUUGUUUACAUGAUCGUGAUCGCUCACCCGUUAAAGCCUGCAAACUACAUGCAUCGUUUCAUAUUGAAAAUAGAGUAUUAUGUUGUAGGGUGUCCAGUCAAACACGCAUCUUUUGACCAAUGGGUAAAAUAAGGUGUUAAUUGUGUAGAUACUCCUCCAAGAAAACCAAUGGACCAAACCUCAUGUCUCUAUCCGUUCAAAGUUACUAGAGUUUAUUCCCAUAUAGGAUGACUAGAAUUAGUGUGAGUAAACCAAUGGAGGACAGAGAAAAAAAGUGGGCAAAAAUUAAGAAAAUAGCAUGGCGUCAGCUGGGCUGGAUGCUGGGAGAGAAUGGCUAACUGACAGGAAACUAGCAUGGCGUCAGCUGGGCUGGAUGCUGGGAGAGAAUGGCUAACUGACAGAAACUAGCAUGCGUCAGCUGGGAUGGAUGCUGGGAGAGAAUGGCUAACUGACAGGAAAACUAGCAUGGCGUCAGCUGGGCUGGGAUGCUGGGAGAGAAUGGCUAACUGACAGGAAACUAGCAUGGCGUCCAGCUGGGCUGGAUGCUGGUGAGAGAAGGCUAACUGACAGGAAACUAGCAUGGCGUCAGCUGGGCUGGAUGCUGGGAGAGAAUGGCUAACUGACAGGAAACUAGCAUGGCGUCAGCUGGGCUGGGAUGCUGGGAGAGAUAAGGCUAACUGACAGGAAACUAGCAUGGCGUCAGCUGGGCUGGAUGCUGGGAGAGAAUGGCUAACUGACAGGAAACUAGCAUGGCGUCAGCUGGGCUGGAUGCUGGGAGAGAAUGGCUAACUGACAGGAAACUAGCAUGGCGUCAGCUGGGCUGGAUGCUGGGAGAGAAUGGCUAACUGACAGGAAACUAGCAUGGCGUCAGCUGGGCUGGAUGCUGGGAGAGAAUGGCUAACUGACAGGAAACUAGCAUGGCGUCAGCUGGGCUGGAUGCUGGGAGAGAAUGGCUAAACUGACAUGAAACUAGCAUGGCGUCAGCUGGGCUGGAUGCUGGGAGAGAAUGGCUAACUUGACAGGAAACUAGCAUGGCGUCAGCUGGGCUGGAUGCUGGGAGAGAAUGGCUAAACUGACAGGAAACUAGCAUGGCGUCAGCUGGGCUGGAUGCUGGGAGAGAAUGGCUAACUGACAGGAAACUAGCAUGGCGUCAGCUGGGCUGGAUGCUGGGAGAGAAUGGCUAACUGACAGGAAACUAGCAUGGCGUCAGCUGGGCUGGAUGCUGGGAGAGAAUGGCUAACUGACAGGCUCCAGGCUCAUCCAGGCUCACCGCUGAACUCCUCAUGUUUCUACUCAAACCCAAAGGACAUAAAAUGUAGAGCUAAGACAGAUAUCGAUUUUGAGACAUGACAUGUAGUAUUUUCAUAUUUUAGUAUACACCUUUCAUAUUAAUGCGUCAUUCCUGAUUGUUUUCGAAGAUUUCUCACAAAUAUAAGCGUAUCUCUGAAAUGUCAAUGUAGCUCAAGAGUGUACCCCAAGCUUUUUAUUUCAAAGCCUUUUCUAUUUAAUCCAGCUUCUGUCAUGCUAAUUUAGCUUUUUGCGACCCGCGGAAACAACUUUGCAGACGACGACCACAACAUCUAAAAUCAUCAAAAGUUACUGUCAGCAGAGCUUAUUAUCGGAUGUAAUAGGUUACGAAAUCCGACUUUUUGGAUAUAAUGUGAAUGAUGUUCGAGAAAGACCCCACUGAACGAUUCAGAACAUGAAGAAUCAUAUUUGUCUUGGUAAAAUGUGUUUUAUUACAUAAGGAACUGAAAUGUUUUCUCCCACUCUGGGCAGAGUGGCGGGCCACCCUAUAAUAUUACAUUUACAUUUACAUUUUAGUCAUUUAGCAGACGCUCUUAUCCAGAGCGACUUACAGUUAGUGAGUGCAUACAUUACAUUUUUUAUACUGGCCCCCCAUGGGAAUCGAACCCACAACCCUGGCGUUGCAAACGCCAUGCUCUACCAACUGAGCUACGUCCCUGCCGGCCAUUCCCUCCCCUACCCUGGACGACGCUGGGCCAAUUGUGCGCCGCCCAUGAGUCUCCCGGUCGUGGCCGGCUACGACAGAGCCUGGAUUCGAACCAGGAUCUCUAGUGGCACAGCUAGCACUGCGAUGCAAAUCCCCUUUGAUGCUAACGCUUGCUUCUACUGCACAUGCUAGCUUUCAUGCUGUUCUGUUCUGUCUCUUUGUCAUGGCGUUGUUUCUUCAGCACAAAUGAUGAAGGUGAAGACUAGAGCAGAAGAGCAGCUCUCAUCUUCUUCCCUCAGGACCCCUGUGGAAAUGUUGCCUUUCCCACUGGUAGUCUUGCUACUCACAUCCCUCCUUCCUCUCCUCCUUCCUCUCCUCCUUCCUCUCUCCUCCAUCUCUCGCCUCUCUCUCCCCUCGGUCUCCUCCCUCAUUCCUCCCUUUGCUUCCCUCCAGGCCCGUGAGUCAGUCUUAACCCUGUCAUCCGGUCAGACCCUUCUGAAGAGAGAAGUGUCAGAGCACCGUGAUGCCCUAGAGAAGAUGGCUGCCUUAAACGAAGCCCUAGCCAAGGACAAGAGAGAGCUCAACGCCCAGGCUAUACAGGUAUACAUUAACCCUAACACCCAGGCUAUACAGGUAUACAUUAACCCCAACACCCAGGCUAUACAGGUAUACAUUAACCCUAACACCCAGGCUAUACAGGUAUACAUUAACCCCUAAACCCAGGCUAUACAGUUACAUAACCCACGCACCCAGUAAAGUCAAAUAAUUAACCCUACCCCGCUAUACAGUAUACAUUAACCCCAACACCCAGGCUCAAGGAUGACAUUAACCCCACACCCAGGCUAUACAGGGAUCAUAACCCCAACACCAGGCUAUCAAGGUAUCAUAACCCUAACACCCAGUGCUUUGUGCACUUUCAACACGAUGUUGAACAUUUCUAAAUGUCCCAUCUUGUCACUGUCCCAACUCUUGUCCACUGUCCAACUUUGUCCACUGUUCCCAUCUUGUCCACUGACCCACUCUUGUCCACUGUCCCACUCUUGUCCACUGUCCCACUCUUGUCCACUGCCCCACUCUUGUCCACUGUCCACUCUUGUCCACUGUCCCACUCUUGUCCACUGUCCCACUCUUGUCCACUGUCCCACUCUUGUCCACUGCCCCACUCUUGUCCACUGUCCCACUCUUGUCCACUGUCCCACUCUUGUCCACUGUCCCACUCUUGUCCACUGUCCCACUCUUGUCCACUGCCCUGUCAAAUGUUCAAAAUAAAUAAAUACCCUGCUAAAUAUGCUGCUAAGCUGUCUCAGACAACUACUCUAGACCCAGAGAGAAUGACCUGUUCUUCUCCCCCACAAGCUUGAGAUGGAGAUGGCUGACCUCCAGGGCCAGCUACAGGGACUGGAGUCAAAGGUCAUGACCCUUCGUAGGGAGCUGAAGACCCAGUCCAAUGAGAGCACAGAGUUAAGGUAGGACAUUAUGUGACUUCAUCAAAAGUAGACAGACCUUUCUUAAAUCCAUUACAACUGUUCCAAAUAAUGUUAAUGACAUCUGUUUUGAAGACUAAAUGCGAACAUUAAUUUGCCUCAGCGCCUGUCUGCGAGGGCUGGUUGGUGAUCGUGAUAGUUCCAUCAGUAUUCUCAGAGCUCUGGCUGUGUGUGACAAUCAAUCAACAUCUUAUCAAUCAAUGUAUUUGUCCAGGACUCGUAGAGGAUCAGAGCUGAGCUCCCUGCAGCAGCUGAGGCACAGAGAGAGGGACCUGGAGAGUGAGGUGGAGACCCUACGAGAGGAGAAGGAGAGAGAAAUCACCGCUCUGGUGGAGGAGAGAGGGAUGGAUGGAAAACGACUGGAAGAGGUGAAGGAGAACAGGAGAGUGGCAUUGAGUCUUUUUAUUUUAUCUGUGGGGUUUGUGUUGCUUCUAUUCAGUUGAUUCUUUUUGCGUAUUGUUCUUGACGUGUGUGUUCCAGCUGUCUGUGCAGCACAGUGCAGUGUGUGGGGAGUUGAGCGGUCUACAGGCAGAGCUGUGCAAAGCGACAGAGCAGCGGAGGAGGGCAGAGAGAGAGAGUGAAGAACUACUAAGAGAGAGCCAGGAUGUGGCGGGGACUGUCCUCUCACUGGAGAGAGAGAGAGACCAGCUGGAGCAGGACAUAGAGGAACUCAGGUCAAUAUACUCUUCAUGCUUUACAAACGUAUAAAAGUAAAGGUUAAAAGCAGAAAAUGUGAUUUAAGAAAACAGAUUUGCCUGCACACUGCCUUAAACGGAUAGUUCAGCCAAAUGACUAAAGAACUCAAUGGUUUCCUGACCCUGUCAGCAGUCUAUGGAAAAGGUUUGACAGCAAUCCAUGCUUUGGUUUAGUUUCCUUGGCAGUGGCUAGUAGUGUUUCCAAAGCUGGCACAAAUCCCAUUCAAGUAAUGAGACCGAUAUUUCCAGUGAUUUUAAACAUCACAUCCAUACACCAUACUAGAAUAGACCUACAAAUACUGAACUGUUAAAUAAAAUGGGAUCACUGUAGGUUAUCCAUUUUUUCCAUUGUAUGGCUAGAGAUAAUGCAAUGAUGCCUAUAUUAAUUUAUAUGAAAAUACUUAUACAACUUCUGUUGCAUUCACCUUUUACUUAUUUGCAUAUUAGGAUGUUUUGGACAUGAUGUGCGAAAAAUGCUAAUAUUGGUCCCAUGACUCAAAUGGGAUUUGUGCCACGAAUGCUAAAAUGUUAGCAUUAGGAAACAGUGACAGGGAAACUAAACCAACACAUUAAUUUCUGUCGUACCUUGUCCAUAGACUGCUUACAGCACGUGUCAAACUCAUUCCGCGGAGGGGCCGAGUGGCUUGCUGGUGUUUACACCGGAGGGCCGAGGGCUUGAUGGGUUACACGGAGGGCCGAGUGGCUGCUGGUUUACACGGAGGGCCGAGUGGCUGCUGGUUUACACGGAGGGCCGAGUGGCUGCUGGUUUACACGGAGGGCCGAGUGGCUGCUGGUUUACGCUCCUCCCUUGUACUUGAUGGAUGAAUUAAGGUCACUAGUUCGUCAGGGAAAUCCCCUCACCAUGCCCCUUGUUUCUAGGUCUUAGUAAUGGAACUCCCUUCACCUGGUUGUCUAGGAUCUUAGUGAGGAACUCCCCUAUCACCUGGUGUCUAGGUUAGUAAGAAUCCCCUAACCUGGUUUCUAGGUUUAGUAAAAAAUCCCCCCCCCUGGGUCUAGGCUUAGUAAGGAAAACCCCCCACCCGGUUUUCAGGUUUAGUAAAGGGAAAUCCCCCACCCCGGUUUCUGGUUUAUUUAAAAGGAAAUCCCCUCACCCCCCGGUUUUCAGGGGCUUAUAAGGAACUCCCCCCCCCUGGUUGUUAGGUCUUAGUAAGGGAACUCCCCUACCGGUUGUCUAGGGUUUAGUAGGGAAUCCCUCACCUGGUUUUUCUAGGGCCCAGUAAGGAACUCCCCCCCCUGGUGUCUGGUCUUAGUAAGGAACUCCCCCCCUGGUUGUUAGGUUUAGCAAGGACUCCCCCCACCUGGUUGUCUAGGGCAUAGGGGAACUCCCUCACCUGGUUGUCUAGGGGCUUAUAAAGGAAAUCCCAUACCCUGGGGUCGGUCUUGUAAGGAACCCCCCUCACCUUUUGUCUAGUCUUAGAAGGAACUCCCCUCACCUGGUUGUCAGGUCUUAGAAGGAACUCCCCCCCCUGGUUGUUUUGUCUUGUGAGGGAAUCCCUCACCCCGGUUGCUAGGGCCCUUUGGAGGAACUCCCCCCCACCUGGGUUUCUAGGUCUUAUAAGGGAAAAACCCCCUCACCUGGUUUUCUAGGGCUUGCAGGAAAAUCCCCUCACCGGUUGUCUUCUUAGUAAGGAAUCCCCUACCUGUUUUCUGGCUUAGUAAAGGGAAAUCCCCCCCCUGGGUUUUUCUAGGGCUUAGUAAGGAACUCCCCUCACCGGUUGUCAGGUUUAGUAAGGAACCUCCCCUCACCUGGUUGUCAGGUUUUAGUGAGGACUCCCCCCACCUGGUUUUUAGGGCUUUGUAAGGAACUCCCCCUAUGGUUGUCUAGGUCUUUCAAAGGAAACCCCCUCACCUGGUUUUCUGGGCUUAGUAAGGAACUCCCCCCCCCUGGUUUCAGGUUUAGAAGGAAUCCCCUCACCUGGGUUGUUAGGGGCUUAAAAGGAAUCCCCCCCCGGUUGUCUAGGGCUUGUAGGAAAAAUCCCUUUACCUGGUUUUUCUAGGGUUUGUAAGGAAAAUCCCCCCCCGGGUUUUCAGGGUUUGAGGAAAUCCCCCCACCGGUUGUCUAGGUCUUAGUAAAGGAACCCCUCACCCCUGGUUGUCUAGGCUAGUAAAGGGAAAUCCCCCCACCUGGUUGUCUAGGGCUUAGUGAGGAACUCCCCUCACCGGUUUCUAGGGCUUGUAAGGAACUCCCCCCCCAAACCCGGUUUUUCUAGGUCUUUUGGGAACCCCCCCACCUGGUUUGUCGGUCUUAGUGAGGAACUCCCCUCACCUGGUUUUUCUAGGUUUGUGAGGAAACCCCCUCACCUGGUUGUCUAGGGGCUUAGUAAGGGGAACCCCCCCCCCGGGGGUUUUUAGGUCUUUAAGGGAAAUCCCCUACCUGGUGUUAGGUCUUUUGAAAAGGGAACCCCUCACCUGGGUUUUCUAGGUUUAGUAAGGGGCUCCCCUCACCUGGUUGUCCCAGUCUUAGGGGGGAACUCCCCCCACUGGUUGUUUGUCUAGUAAGGGAAAUCCCCUCACCUGGUUGUUAGGUUUAGCAAGGAAACCCCCCCACCUGGUUGUCGGUCUUAGUGAGGGGGCUCCCCCCCUUGUUGUCUAGGUCUUAGAAGGAAAUCCCCCAAAUGGUUUCUAGGUUUUUGUGAGGAACCCCCUCACCUGGUUGUUAGGGGUUGUAAGGACUCCCCUACCGGUUUGUUAGGGCUUAGUGAGGAAAUCCCCCCCUGUUUUUAGGUCUUGUAAGGAACUCCCCCCACCCUGGUUUUUCUAGGGCUUAGCAAAAGGGCUCCCCUCACCUGGUUGUCUAGGGCUUGUAAGGAACUCCCCUCACCUGGUGUCUAAAGGUUAGUAAAGGAACUCCCUCACCUGGUUGUCUAGGGCUUAGUAAAAGGAACUCCCCUCACCUGGUUGUCUAGGUCUUACAAGGCUCCCCUCACCUGGUUUUAGGCUUAGCAAGGAAAAUCCCCCCCACCUGGUUGCUAGGUCUUAGCGAGGACUCCCCUCACCGGUUGUCUAGGGGCUUUGUGAGGAAACCCCCCAACUGGUUUUUAAGGUCUUAGAAGGAACUCCCCUCACCUGGUUUUUAGGUCUUUGGGGAACUCCCCCACCCGGGUCUAGUCUUAGUGAGGAACCCCCCACCUGGGGGUUUUUUGGUCUUAUAAAAAACCCCCUCACCUGGUUGUUAGGGUUUUGCAAGGAACUCCCCCCACCUGGUUGUCUAGUCUUAUGGGAAACCCCCUCACCGGUUGUUUGGUUUGUAAGGAAACUCCCCCCAGGUUGUCAAAGGGCUUAAUGGACUCCCCUCACCUGGUUGUCUAGGCUUAGUAAAGGAACCCCCCCACCCCGGUUUUCUAGGGCUUUGAGGAACUCCCUUUCCGGUUGUCUAGGGCUUAGAAGGGAAAUCCCUCCCUGGUUUUAGGUCUUAGUGAGGGAAAUCCCCCUCACCUGGUUUUCUAGGGCUUAUUUAGGAACUCCCCCUCACCUGGUUGUCUGGUCUUAUGAGGAACUCCCCCUCACCGGGUUGUCUAGUUUUAGUAAGGAACUCCCCCCCCUGGUUUUAGGUCUUUUAGGAACUCCCCUCACCUGGGUUUUCUAGGUUUUUACAAAGGAACUCCCCCCACCUGGGGGGGCUAGGUCUUUGUAAAGGGCUCCCCCCACCUGGUUGUUAGGUCUUAGUGGGAAACCCCCCCCCUGGUUGUCUAGGUCUAUAAGGAAAAUCCCCUCCCUGGUUGUCAUUUUAGUAGGGAACCCCCUACCUGGGUUUUCUAGGCUUUUGUAAGGAACCCCCUCCCUGGUUGUCUGUCUUAGUGAGGGAAAUCUCCUCACCUGGUUGUCUAGGGCUUGUAGGAAAACCCCCCCAAAACCCGGUUGUUAGGGCUUUGUGGGAAUCCCCUCACCUGGUUGCCCGGGCUUAGUAAGAAAAAACCCCCCCCCGGUUGUCUAGGUCCCCAUAAAGGGCUCCCCCACCUGGUUGUCUAGUCUUAGUAAGGACCCCCCCACGGGGUUUUCUAGGUCUUUGUAAGGAACUCCCCCCCCGGUUUCUAGGUCUUAGUAAGGAACUAAAAGAACAUAGGUGGUAUUAGCAUUGUAGUGGUAGUAGUAUCGUAGUGGUAUUAGUGUUGUAGUGGUGGUAGUAUCGUAGGGUUUCGUUUUAGUGGUAGUAUACAUGGGUAUUUGCGUUGUAUGUGAUAGUAGAAUGGUAUGCGUUAUAGUGGGGUAUUAGCGUUGAGUGGUAUUUUAAACGUAGUGGUAUUACAUUGGUGGAGUAGUUGUAUGGGAUUUACUUGUAGUGGUAGUAGUUCAUAGGGUUUAAAGGGUUUUAGGGUUAGUAAAGUAGUGGUAUUGCGUUGUAUGGUAGAGUACGUAGUGGUUUACGUUGGAUGGUGGGGUAAAACGUUUGUGGUUUAGCGUUUUUUUUGGGGGGUGUAAUGUAUGGUUUUCGUUUAGUGGAGUAGUAUCGAUGGUAUUAGCAGUAGUGGUGGUAUUGCGUGUGUGGUAUAGUAUCGUAGUGGUAUUAGCGUUGUAGUGGUGGUAGUAUCGUAGUGGGAUUAGCGUUGUAAAAUGGUGGGUUUAGGUUGUAGUGAGUAGUAUCGAUGGGAUUAGCGUUUUUAUGGGGGUAGUAUUAGUGGUUUAGCAUUGUAGUGGGAGUAUAUGUAGUGGGGAUUGCAUUGAGGGUGGUGUAUGUAUGGUAUUAGGGGUUGUGUGGUAGUAGUUUCGUAGUGUAUUAGCUUGUGUGGUAUAGUUCGGUGGGAUUACGUUGAUGGUAGGAUCGAAGUGGUAUUAGCGUUGAGUGGUGUAGUUUGUGUGGUAUUUGCGUUGUGUGGAUAGAUUUGGGUUUGGGGAAGGGAGGGAAAAGAUGAUGGGGGGGUUUAUGGGAAGAUCGUGUGGAAGGGAUGGAGAGAUUAUGGGGAAUUCGUGUUUGUGGUGGUUUUUGGGGGAAGGUUGGGUGGGAAAGGGGAGGGUGGUUUUGGGUAUUAUAAAAAGUAAGGGGUUAGGGGGGGGGUUUUUGGGGGUUUUGGGGAGGGUAUUUUAAAGGAAAAGAGAGGGGGGGUACGAGGGUGGGGGGGGGGGUGUAUCUGUGGAUUUAAAAAGGGUGGUAUAUUGUGGUAUUGGGAAAGGGGAGGGGAAAUUAAAGGUGGAGGGGAGCGAUGGUAAUUUUUUUGGGGGUUUUCGUAUGGUUUAGGUUGUAUUUGGUAUUACUAGUGGGGUUUUCGUGUAGGGGGUAGUAGGGGAUUCGGGAUGGUAUUUGUUUUUUGGGGGUUUUAGGGGAUAUCGUAUUGGGAUUAGGUUGUUUUGUGGUAGUAGAUCGUAGUGGGAUAAUUUAUGGGUAUUGGUUGUAUUGGUUGUACAGUGGUAUUAGCUUUUGUGGUAAUAGUACGUAUGGGAUUUGCGUUAGUGGUGUAAUCAUAGUGGUAUUAGCGUUGUAUGGAGUAGGGGUAUCGAUGGUUUUAGCUUUUGUGGGGAGUAGUAUCGUAGUGGUAUUAGGUUUUGUAGGGGUAGUAGUUGUAGUGGUAUUAGUUUGUGGUUGUAUUGUGUGGGUUUUGCGUUUUAGUGGUGGUAGUUGUAGUGGAUUAGGGGUUGGGGAUUGGUUGUAGUUGGGGAGUAAUGUAAGCGUUUUUAUGGGGUAUAUAGAGUGGGAUUAGGUUUAGUGGGGAGUAGUAUCAAAUGGUAUUAGGUUUUUAGUGGUUGUAUCUUUGGAUUUUGCGUUGUAGGGUGUAGUUUAUGGGAUUGCUUGUAGUGGGGAGUGUUGUAUUGGGGAUUAAGGGUUUUAUGGAUAUAUCCUAGUGGGGAUUAGCAUUUUGUAUUGUGGGAUUAGCGUUUUUGUGGGGGAGUAAAUAAACUAUGGUAUUUAAAACUUGGUGUGGUAUUCGUUUUGGGGAGUGGUAUUGGUAGCGUUGUAGUGGAUUAUUAUUAUUUGUUGUAUUUUAUUAGCGUUGUAGUGGUAGUAGUAUCAUAGUGGUAUUAGCGUUGUAGUGGUGGUAUUAGCGUUGUAGUGGUAGUAGGAUCUAUGGUAUUUUGCUUGUGUGGUAUAAUUGUAGUGGAUUCGUUGUGGUUUUCCCCUGUUGUAGGUUUUAUUUGUUAGGAUCCUAAGGUGUAAAAAAACCCCCUUAAAGGGAAAGCGGUAUGGUGGGGGGAGAGGGCCGUACGUUUAGGGGAAUUCUAGGGGAUUAGGGUGGUAAUGUGUUAAGUAAACAAAAAUUCCUUUUGGGGGAGUAAAAAAUCAGGGUAUUAGCGGGUAUGUAAUAAUGGUUUUUAACAAAUUUUAAUUUAUCGUAUUUGGGGGUUAGCCCUAAAUUAAAGAAACCAAAAGGUAUUACUUGUUGGUUCAUUUUUAAAAGUUAUGAAUAAAUUCUGUUGUUAGGUGUAUUUGUUUUUGUUAGGGAGGGUUUAAAUUUCUGAGGGGAGGAUAAGGGGUACCGGGAGGGGGAGGAGCGGAGUGGGGGAGGGGACAAAGGGGGAUUGGCGGUGUGGGGGUUUUCUUUAAGGUGGGGUGCAAGGGAACGGAAAAAGGGGAAGGAGAGAAAGGGGGGGAAAAUGGCAAAAAGAGGGUUGGGGGAAGUCCCGGAUGGGGCCGGGAAAAGGUUAAAUGAACAGAGGUGGUUGGAGGGAGAGAAAAGGGAUGAUUUGUUAAAAGGGGGGCGAUGAGAAUAACCUGGAAAAAAAACCCCCCACCAGGAGGGGACAUGAAGGAGGAAGAAUAGAGAAAAGGGGGGAAAAUGGCAAGGAGAACCCGAGUUGGGGGAGCCCCAAAAAAAAGAGAAAAAAAGGGGGGUGACAAAACAAGGGGAAAGAAUAAGGGGGAGCCCGGGGAAAGGGUGGCCCCGGGGAGGAGGAGGGGGAGGGGAGGAGGAGAGGGAGACAGAAGGGGGGAAGGAGAAACAGAGGGGGGGAGGAAAGGAGGGAGAGAGAAAAGGAGGGGAAAAAGGGAAAAAAAAGAGCUGAGUAAGGUUGAAAAAAGAAAAAAGAGGAAAAAAAUAAAAGGGAAAAGAGAAAAGGGGGGGGGGAAUUUUUUUAAAAAAAAAAGAAGAGGUUGGGGGGAGUGGGGAGUGGGGCCUUUAAAAAAGAAAAUUUGGGGGCAGAGCACGGGGGGGGAGGGGUUUUUGGGGUAGGGAAAGAAGGGCAGAAAAAAGAAGGGAAAAAAACCCCAAAGCCACCAAGAAAAGAGGGGGGGGGGGGGGGGGGGGGGGAGAGGUGGCAAAAAAAACUUCUGAGAAAAAAGUGGGGGGGGGGAGGAAAAAAAAAAGCUUAAAGCCAUGGUCAUUCUUCUGGAGGAAGGAGUUAAAGGACAUUGAGAUAUUAAAGGGAACCUUCUGGCUUUAGAAGAGGCCAACACAAAACUCAGGGACAGGGAGAUUGAGGAAGAGGAGAAGAGAGAAAAGAGAGAGGCAGAAGAGAGGGAGAGAGGGAGAGACUGAAAGGAGAGCUGGCACAGAAAGACGUCGAGGUACAGGAUCUCCGGACAGGAUGGAGGGAUUAGAGAAGGAGAAGGAGGAGAGAGAUGCAGAGCUGGAGAGACUAACCUCAGAACACAAGAGCCACCAACACAGAGAGAGAGAACUGAAGGAGGAGGGAGAGAUGGAGGGAGAGAUCAGAGGAGGAAGAGAUGGGAGAGGAGCAGAGAGGGGGAGAAUGGAGGAAGAGCAGAGGGGAGAAGAGAAGACAAGAGAAAUGAGGAGACAGGAAGAGAAUGGAGGAAGAGCAAGAGGGGGAAGGAGGAAGAGCAGAGGGAGAAGAGAGGGGAGAGCAGAGGAGGAAGAUGGAGGAGAGAGCAAGGAGAGAGAUGGAGGGAGAGAAAGGAAGAAGGAGAGAGAUGGAGGGAGAGAGAGGAAGAAGGAGAGAGAUGGCAUGGAGAGAGAGAAGGAUGAGGAGAUGAGGGAAAGCAGAGGGAAGAAUGGCGGAGAACAGAGGAGGGAGAUGGAGGGAGAGCGGGGGAGAGAGAUGGAGGGAGAAGCAGAGAGGGAGAGAGAAAAUGAGAGACUGAUCGAGGCCCUGAAAAAGAGAAGAUGCCAGUGAACAACUAAAGGCUGUUAAAAGAGAGGGUGAGAAGGUAGCGGAACAACUGAAAAAGAAGGAGGUAGAGGGAAGGAAGAGAUUAGAGGAGAUAGAGGAGCUGAAAACUAGAAUGAUCUCACUGGAGGAAGACAGAGGCUAUCUGGAGAGGGACAGGGAUGAAAUGAGUCAGAGGUUUAAAGAAAGACAGAAGAAAGAGAGUGAACAACUGAACGCCACAAGAAGAGAGAUGGAGAAGGUGGCAGAACUUCUGAGAAAGAGUGAGGAGGAGAGUACAGAGCUGAAAGCCAUUGUCAUCUCUCUGGAGGAAGAGUUAAAGGACAUUGAGAUAUUAAAGGGAAACCUUCUGGCUUUAGAAGAGGCCAACACCAAACUCAGGGACAGGGAGAUGGAGGAAGAGGAGAAGAGAGGAAAGAGAGAGGCAGAAGAGCAGGGAGAGAGAGGAGAGACUGAAAGGAGAGCUGGCACAGAAAGACGUCGAGGUACAGGAUCUCCGGAGCAGGAUGGAGGGAUUAGAGAAGGAGAAGGAGGAGAGAGAUGCAGAGCUGGAGAGACUAACCUCAGAACACAAGAGCCACCAACACAGAGAGAGAGAACUGAAGGAGGAGGGGAGAGAUGGAGGGAGAGAGCAGAGGAGGGGGAGAGAUGGAGGGAGAGAGCAGAGGAAGAGAGAUGGAGGGAGAGAGCAGAGGAGGGGGAGAGAUGGAGGGAGAGAGCAGAGGGAGAGAGAUGGAGGGAGAGAGCAGAGGAGGGGGAGAGAUGGAGGGAGAGAGCAGAGGGAGAGAGAUGGAGGGAGAGAGCAGAGGAGGGAGAGAGAGAAAAUGAGAGACUGAGUCAGAGGCUCACUGAAAAAGAGAAGAAUGCCAGUGAACAACUAAAGGCUGUUAAAAGAGAGGGUGAGAAGGUAGCGGAACAACUGAAAAAGAAGGAGGUAGAGGGAAGGAAGAGAUUAGAGGAGAUAGAGGAGCUGAAAACUAGAAUGAUCUCACUGGAGGAAGACAGAGACUAUCUGGAGGCAGAACUGAAGAAAACGGAACUAUUGGAGAAAAAAAUGGUUGGCGUGGAGAGAGAGAACUCACAGCUGAGAGAGAGGGAGAGAGUGAAAUACCAGGAGGAGAGUCUGAGAAAGAGGUGGAGGGAGUCUGAGGGAAGGGAGAGAGAGGAGAGACUGAGAGAAAAGCUGGAGCAAAGCGAAGGAGAGGUUGAGGUCCUGAGAGUGAAGUUGAUUGUCUUAGAAGAAGACAGGGAUUGGGGGAAGAGAGAGCAACAGAAACUAGAGGGGAAGAUGAGGGAAAGAGAAGUGGAGCUAGAGAAACUGUGGGGGACACUGAGAGAAAAGGAGGAGGAGAGACUGAGGGAGGAGGAAGAGGCAGGGGCUAGGUUACAGCAGAGAGAGGAAGAGUUGAGGAAUCUGAAAGACAGAAUGCACCAGUCAGAGCUCUCAGAGAAACAUAUCUCAGACCUACUGACAGAGACUGAGUCUUUACUAGAGACAGAGAGGAGUCAGGGCAGAGAGAGGGCCAAGGAGGAGAGGGAGAGAGAGCGAGAACGGGCACAGGAAACAGAGGAGAACAAUGAAAGACUGGAAGAUGAGGUGAAGAAAUGGAAAGAAAGAGUGGAGGAACGGAUAAGAGAAGUAGGAAGGCUCUCACAGCUCCUGGAGGAGAGAGAGGAGGAGGUGGAGGACUUUAGGGUGAGAGCGGUAGAGAGAGAGAGACAGAAGGAGGAGCUGAAAAGGAGUGAGGAGGAGAGGGAGAGACAGGAGGUCGUGUUGAGGAGGAACCAGGAGGAAAGGGAAUGGUUGGGUGCCCAGCUGAGAGAGGAGCAGGCGGAGAGAGAGAGACUGAGGUCCAGACUAGAGGAGGUGCAGAGACAACGCCUCCUGCAGGAGGAGAGAGGAGGUCGCGUGGAGAGGCUGGGGGCUCAGGUUAAUGCCCUGGAGGAGGAGAGAGACCGCCUCCUAGCUGAGAUCAGGAAGAAGGAGAGAGAAGCUGGGAGCCUGAAGGACGAGACUCACAGAGAGAGGAGAGAGAAGGAGAGGAAUGGUGCCUCACUGAGGAGGAUGGAGGAGGAGUUGAAGGAGAGCAGGGAGGCGCUGGCCCUCAGUCUGGCCACCCUGAAGGAGCAGGAGAGAAGCAGGAAGGAGGUGCAGGAGAAGGAGGAGGACAACCAGAAGAUGAGAGAGGGGCUGAAGACAGCCAUGCAGGAGAUGGCUACCCUGAACCAGCUGCUGGAGGAGAGCCACAUCGAGGGGGAGAGGCUAAGGAGCCUCCUGCAGGAGAGGAAAGAGGAGGUGGUGAGGAGCAGGGAGGAGAGCCUGCGUGCCGCCCGGGGAGAGGUGGAGGAGCUGCGAGGGAGGACCAGGGCUGUGGAGCAGGAGAAGAGGGAGGUGGAGAGGAAGCUCAGAGCCAGAGAGGAGGAGCUGGAGGAGGCAGUGAGAGAGAAGGAGAGGAGACAGAAGGAGGUGGAAGAGGUGUUGGGAGAGAAGGAGGCUGAGCUGACCACCGCAAGGGCCAGACUGGAUGUCUUGGAGGAACAGAGGACAGAGCUCAGCUGUCUGGCUGCCGAGAAAAGUCAGGAAGUUACACAGCUGAGAGAGAGGAUCAGAGAGGUGGAGGGAGAGAGAGAAGAGAAGAAGAGAGAGAUUGAGAGGCUUCAGCGGAAGAUCGAGACGUUGAGACAGGAAGUGGAGGAUAGGAGGGAGAGCCUGAGGCGUGUAGAGUUAGUCACAGACAUGCUGAGAGAGAAGGAGACAGAGCUGGAGAGGCUGAGAGAGAAGGAGACUGAGCUGGAGAGGCUGAGAGAGAAAGAGAAACUGGAGGAGAGGAAGAGCGACUCAGAGGACGUGAAACUACAGAUAAAGAGUAUGGAGAAAGAAGAGACAGAUGGACAGAGGCGACUGAGAGAGCCUGGGGAACAAAGGGAGACGACAGACCAGAAGAGAGGAGAAGGAAGUCAGGAGGGUCCAGGAAAAGAGGUCUGGCUUCAGGAGGAGGUAGUUACUCUGAGGAAGAGAUUGUCAUCCCUGCUCCUGGAGAGAGAGGAGAGCCAGGAGAGCCUUAGACUGUUGAGACAGAGAGAAGAGGAGAGCCAGGAGAGCCUUAGACUGUUGAGACAGAGAGAAGAGGAGAGCCAGGAUAGCCUUAGACUGUUGAGACAGAGAGAAGAGGAGAGUCUUAGACUGUUGAGACAGAGAGAGACGGAGCUUUACACCCUGAGAGAGAGAGUAGAGGAACUAGGUAAGGACAGAGACCGUGUCACAGCUGCCCUGGAGAAGACUGAGGCUGCCAUGAUUGGCUACCGGGACAGAGCCCACCAACAGGAGCAGAGCAGGGGGGCGGGCUCUGAGGUUAGUACACCUCCUCUCUAUGGCUGCGCCCCAAUUGGUCCCUAUGGGCUCUGGUCAGAAGUAGUGCACUACAUAGAGAAUAGGGUGCCUGAUCCCCUAUAUAGGGCACUACCUGACACCUGAUCCCCUAUAUAGUGCACUACUUUUGACCGGGGCCCAUGUCUUGUAUUAACAUGUCAGCUGUAAUAACUCCCCAAGAGACAUUAUAACUCCCCAGAGCGUUAACCCCCAGAGACUUAUAACUCCCAGAGCGUAUAACUCCCCAAGAGACAUUAUAACUCCCCAAGAGACAUUAUAACUCCCCAAGAGACCUUAUAACUCCCCAAGAGACGUAUAAACUCCCCAAGAGACAUUAUAACUCCCCAAGAGACAUUAUAACUCCCCAAGAGACAUUAUAACUCCCCAAGAGACAUUAUAACUCCCCAAGAGACAUUAUAACUCCCCAAGAGACAUUAUAACUCCCCAAGAGACAUUAUAACUCCCCAAGAGACAUUAUAACUCCCCAAGAGACAUAUAACUCCCCAAGAGACUUAUAACUCCCCAAGAGACUUAUAACUCCCAAGAGACAUUAUAACUCCCCAAGAGACAUUAUAACUCCCCAAGAGACUUUAUAACUCCCCAAGAGACCUUAUAACUCCCCAAGAGACCUUAUAACUCCCCAAGAGACCUUAUAACUCCCCAAGAGACAUUAUAACUCCCCAAGAGACCUUAUAACUCCCCAAGAGACUUAUAACUCCCCAAGAGACCUUAUAACUCCCCAAGAGACAUUAUAACAUUAUUAUCCUGACUAACUUACCCUCUAAAUACACCUCCGCUGUCUUCAACCAGGAUCUCAGCGAUCACUGCCUUACUGCCUGCGUCCGUAACGGGUCCACGGUCAAACGACCGCCCCCCCACCCCGCUUCUCCUUCAUACAAAUUCAGACAGCUGAUGUUCUGAAAGAGCUGCAAAAUCUGGACCCCUACAAAUCAGCUGGGCUAGACAAUCUGGACCCUUUCUUUCUAAAACUAGCCGCCGAACUUGUUGCAACCCCUAUUACUAGCCUGUUCAACCUCUCUUUCGUAUCAUCGGAGAUCACCAGAGAUUGGAAAGCUGCCGCGGUCAUCCCCCUCUUCAAAGGGGGUGACACUCUAGAUCCAAACUGUUACAGACCUAUAUCCAUCCUGCCCUGCCUUUCAAAAGUUUUUGAAAGCCAAGUUAACAAACAGAUCACCAACCAUUUCGAAUCCCACCGUACCUUCUCCGCUAUGCAAUCCGGUUUCCGAGCUGGUCAUGGGUGCACCUCAGCCACGCUCAAGAUCCUAAACGAUAUUAUAACCGCGAUCGAUAAUAGACAGUACUGUGCAGCCGUCUUCAUCUACCAGGCCAAGGCUUUCGACUCUGUCAACCACCGCAUUCUUAUUGGCAGACUAAAUAGCCUUGGUUUCUCAAAUGACUGCCUCGCCUGGUUCACCAACUACUUCUCAGAUAGAGUUCAGUGUGUCAAAUCGGAGGGCCUGUUGUCUGGACCUCUGGCCGUCUCGGCUUCCUAUUUCGCAACGAAGCCUCCUUCACUCAUGCUGCCAAACAAUGCCCUCGUAAAACUGACUAUCCUACCGAUCCUUGACUUCGGCGAUGUCAUUUACAAAAUAGCCUCCAACACUCUACUCAGCAGAUUGGAUGUAGUCUAUCACAGUGCCAUCCGUUUUUGUCACCAAAGCCCCAUAUACUACCCACCACUGUGACCUGUACGCUCUCGUUGGCUGGCCCUCACUACAUAUUCGUCGCCAAACCCACUGGCUCCAGGUCAUCUAUAAAUCACUGCUAGGCAAAUCCCCGUCUUAUCUUAGCUCAUUAGUCACCAUAGCAGCACCCACCCAUAGUAUGCGCUCCAGCAGGUACAGUGGGGAGAACAAGUAUUUGAUCCACUGCCGAUUUUGCAGGUUUUCCUACUUACAAAGCAUGUAGAGGUCUGUCAUUUUUAUCAUAGGUACACUUCAACUGUGAGAGACGGAAUCUAAAACAAAAAUCCAGAAAAUCACAUUGUCUGAUUUUUAAGUAAUUAAUUUGCAUUUUAUUGCAUGACAUAAGUAUUUGAUCACCUACCAACCUGUAAGAAUUCCGGCUCUCACAGACCUGUUAGUUUUUCUUUAAGAAGCCCUCCUGUUCUCCACUCAUUACCUGUAUUAACUGCACCUGUUUGAACUCGUUACCUGUAUAAAAGACACCUGUCCACACACUCAAUCAAACAGACUCCAACCUCUCCACAAUGGCCAAGACCAGAGAGCUAUGUAAGGACAUCAGGGAUAAAAUUGUAGACCUGCACAAGGCUGGGAUGGGCUACAGGACAAUAGGCAAGCAGCUUGGUGAGAAGGCAACAACUGUUGGCGCAAUUAUUAGAAAAUGGAAGAAGUUCAAGAUGACGGUCAAUCACCCUCGGUCUGGGGCUCCAUGCAAGAUCUUGCCUCGUGGGGCAUCAAUGAUCAUGAGGAAGGUGAGGGAUCAGCCCAGAACUACACGGCAGGACCUGGUCAAUGACCUGAAGAGAGCUGGGACCACAGUCUCAAAGAAAACCAUUAGUAACACACUACGCCGUCAUGGAUUAAAAUCCUGCAGCGCACGCAAGGUCCCCCUGCUCAAGCCAGCGCAUGUCCAGGCCCGUCUGAAGUUUGCCAAUGACCAUCUGGAUGAUCCAGAGGAGGAAUGGGAGAAGGUCAUGUGGUCUGAUGAGACAAAAAUAGAGCUUUUUGGUCUAAACUCCACUCGCCAUGUUUGGAGGAAGAAGAAGGAUGAGUACAACCGCAAGAACACCAUCCCAACCGUGAAUCAUGGAGGUGGAAACAUCAUUCUCUGGGGAUGCUUUUCUGCAAAGGGGACAGGAUGACUGCACCGGAUUGAGGGGAGGAUGGAUGGGGCCAUGUAUCGCGAGAUCUUGGCCAACAACCUCCUUCCCUCAGUAAGAGCAUUGAAGAUGGGUCGUGGCUGGGUCUUCCAGCAUGACAACGACCCGAAACACACAGCCAGGGCAACUAAGGAGUGGCUCCGUAAGAAGCAUCUCAAGGUCCUGGAGUGGCCUAGCCAGUCUCCAGACCUGAACCCAAUAGAAAAUCUUUGGAGGGAGCUGAAAGUCCGUAUUGCCCAGCGACAGCCCCGAAACCUGAAGAAUCUGGAGAAGGUCUGUAUGGAGGAGUGGGCCAAAAUCCCUGCUGCAGUGUGUGCAAACCUGGUCAAGACCUACAGGAAACGUAUGAUCUCUGUAAUUGCAAACAAAGGUUUCUGUACCAAAUAUUAAGUUCUGCUUUUCUGAUGUAUCAAAUACUUAUGUCAUGCAAUAAAAUGCAAAUUAAUUACUUAAAAAUCAUACGAUGUGAUUUUCUGGAUUUUUGUCUUAGAUUCCGUCUCUCACAGUUGAAGUGUACCUAUGAUAAAAAUUACAGACCUCUACAUGCUUUGUAAGUAGGAAAACGGCAGUGUAUCAAAUACUUCUUCUCCCCACUGUAUAUCUCACUGGUCAUCCCCAAAGCCAACACCUCCUUUGGCCGCCAUUCCUUCCAGUUCUCUGCUGCCAAUGACUGAAACGAACUGCAAAAAUCUCUGAAGCUGGAGACUCUUAUCUCCCUCACUAACUUUAACCAUCAGUUGUCAGAGCACCUUACCGAUCACUGCACCUGUACACAGCCCAUCUGUAAUUAGCCCACCCAACUACCUCAUCCCCAUAUUGUUAUUUAUUUUGCUCAUUUGCACCCCAGUAUCUCUAUUUGCACAUCAUCUCUUGCACAUCUAGCAUUUCAGUGUUAAUACUAAAUUAUAAUUAUUUUGCACUAUGGCCUAUUUAUUGCCUUACCUCCAUAACUUGCAACAUUUGCACACACUGUAUAUAUAUUUUCUGUUGUAUUUUUGACUUUAUGUUUUGUUUUACCCCAUAUGUAACUCUGUGUUGUUUUUAUCGCACUGCUUUGCUUUAUCUUGGCCAGGUCGCAGUUGUAAAUGAGAACUUGUUCUCAACUGGCCUACCUGGUUAAAUAAAGGUGAAAUAAAAAAAUAACUCCCCAAGAGACAUUAUAACUCCCCAAGAGACAUUAUAACUCCCCAAGAGACAUUUAGCAGUUUUCCAGUUGUGAGCAGCGAUUGAGUGUCUGUCUGGUGAGUCUGACCUGUCUGCCCAUACUGGAGACAGUAGUGCUGUACAAUUCAGUACACGACCCUGGUGUUAAGGAGUGUCUGUCUGUCCUGCAGAGGGCCGUGGCCCAGAUAGAGAUAGACCCUGUGAUCCAGGAACGUCUGUCUGUCCUGCAGAGGGCCGUGGCCCAGCUAGAGAUAACCAACAGACGGAUACAGAGGAGGAACACACAACUGGAACAACGCACUGACAGACUAAAGACUGAGAGGAAGCACCUUAGAGAGAUGCUAACACAGGUAUUGUACUGUACCUCCUCAUUUCUACCGUAUUUACCUGCAGAACUAAAGGCUAAAUCAAUCCUCAAUUGAUCUGAUUUCGGAUCCCGAAUAGAAAGGAGGUGCCCUCACACUUGCCCGUUUUAUAGUCCCAGACUUGGAGAAUUCAGACCAGUAACCUUACUAUAUAGAAUGAUACUUCUGAUGUGGUUUGUUUUCAAGGUGGAGAGAGGAUCAUCACAUAAUCAGUUGUCCUCCAGCAGCCCCAGAGACAGAGCUCAGGUUGGUCAUCAGCCAUCAGCCAUCAGCCAUCAGCCAUCUACUAACUGCUCUAGUGAUGUCAUGUCAUUAGCAGUUACAACUCAAUGUCCCGCUACAGUGCAGUUGGACUGCACCCAAUAACCGAUCUACAAAUCACUUUGCAUCCCAAAUAACUUCAGUAAUUAUGUGAUUGGCAAAUCUGCACGGAGGCUUACUCAGGAUAAUCCCCUGUAAUGUGCUGAAUAUAGACAGAGCAUUCAUUUCCUUUCUCUUCUGCACGGCAGGAGUCCAGGGGCUUGGUUGGUCUUGAAACAGAGGAGUUGGAACACUUAAGGACCAAGGUGAAGGAACUAGAGGAUCAGGUAGGUCACCACGGCUGUGUCCCAAAUGGUACCCUGUUCCCUUAGGCGCUUAAACACAGCAGUGUUCUAGAGUAUUGGACCGUUGCUUUCGUAGUUUUGGAAUUCUCAGCGCGCCUCAAGCAAUUUCUCCAACCGUCUCCACAUUCAAAAGAAUAGAGCCCGUGUACACAGAGGUUGUGUAUUUUGGGGAGGUGCACGGUCGGUGGUCUCAGAGAUACACUACCAGUCAAAAGUAUGGACACCUACUCAUUCAAGGGUUUUUCUUUAUUUUUACUAUUUUCUACAUUGUAGAAUAAUAGUGAAGACAUCAAAACUAUGACAUAACACAUAUGGAAUCAUGUAGUAACCAAAAAAGUGUUAAACAAAUCAAAAUAUAUUUUAUAUUUGAGAUUCUUCAAAUAGCCACCCUUUGCCUUGAUGACAGCUUUGCACACUCUUGGCAUUCUCUCAAACAGCUUCAUGAGGUAGUCACCUGGAAUGCAUUUCAAUUAACAGGUGUGCCUUCUUAAAAGUUAAUUUGUGGAAGUUCUUUCCUUCUCAAUGCGUUUGAGCCAAUCAGUUGUGUUGUGACAAGGUAGGGGUGGUAUACAGAAGAUAGCCCUAUUUGGUAAAAGACCAAGUCCAUAUUAUGGCAAGAACAGCUCAAAUAAGCAAAGAGAAACAACAGUACAUCAUUACUUUAAGACAUGAAGGUCAGUCAAUUCGGAAAAUGUCAAGAACUUUGAAGGUUUCUUCAAGUGCAGUCGCAAAAACCAUCAAGCGCUAUGAUGAAACUGGCUCUCAUGAGGACCGCCACAGGAAUGGAAGACCCAGAGUUACCUCCGCUACAGAGGAUAAGUUCAUUAGAGUUACCAGACUCAGAAAUUGCAGCCCAAAUAAAUGCUUCACAGAGUUCAAGUAACAGACACAUUUCAACAUCAACUGUUCAGAGGAGACUGUGUGAAUCAAGGCCUUCAUGGUCGAAUUGCUGCAAAGAAACCACUACUAAAGGACACCAAUAAGAAGAAGUGACUUGCUUGGGCCAAGAAACACGAGCAAUGGACAUUGGACCAGUGGAAAUGUGUCCUUUGGUCUGGAGUCCAAAUGUGAGAUUUUUGGUUCCAGCCGGCGUGUAUUUGUGAGAUGCGGUGUGGGUGAACGGAUGAUCUCCGCAUGUGUAGCUCCCACCGUAAAGCAUGGAGGAAGAGGUGUUAUGGUGUGGGGGAGCUUUGCUGGUGACACUGUCUGUGAUUUAUUUAGAAUUCAAGGCAAACUUAACCAGCGUGGCUACCACAUCAUUCUGCAGCGAUACGCCAUUCCAUCUGGUUUGGGCUUAGUGGGACUCAUUUGUUUUUCAACAGGACAAUGACCCAACAAAUCAAAUCAAAUUGUAUUUGUCACAUACGCGUGUUCAGCAGAUGUUAUUGUGGGUGUAGCGAAAUGCUUGUGCUUCUAGCUCCGACAGUGCAGUAAUAUCUAACAAGUAAUAUCUAACAAUUUCACAACAUAUCCCCAAUACACACAAAUCUAGUAAGGAAUGGAAUUUAAGAAUAUAUACAUAUAUGGACAAGCAAUGACAGAGCGGCAUGGACUAAGAUACAGUAGAAUAUUAUAGAAUAGAAUGCAGUAUAUACAUAUGAGAUGAGUAGUGCAAGAUAUGUAAACAUUAUUAAAGUGACUAGUGUUCCAUCUCUUAAAGUGGCCAGUGAUUUCAAUAGGCAGCAGCAGCCUCUAAUGUGCUAGUGAUGGCUAUUUAACAGUCUGAUGGCCUUGAGAUAGAAGCUGUUUUUCAUUCUCUCGGUCCCAGCUUUGAUGUGGUCCUCUGUAGCUCAGCUGGUAGAGCACGGCGCUUGUAACGCUAAGGUAGUGGGUUCGAUCCCCGGGACCACCCAUACACAAAAAACUAAUAAUGUAUGCACGCAUGACUGUAAGUCGCUUUGGAUAAAAGCGUCUGCUAAAUGGCAUAUUAUUAUAUUAUUAUGCACCUGUACUGACCUCGCCUUCUGGAUGAUAGCGGGGUGAACAGGCAGUGGCUCGGGUGGUUGAUGUCCUUGAUGAUCUUUUUGGCCUUCCUGUGACAUCGGGUGCACUAGGUUUCUUGGAGGGCGGGUAGUUUGCCCCCGGUAAUGCGUUCGGCAGACCGCACCACCCUCUGGAGAGCCCUGCGGUUGCGGGUGGUGCAGUUGCCAUACCAGGCAGUGAUACAGCCCGACAGGAUUCUCUCAAUUGUGCAUCUGUAAAAGUUAGUGAGGGUUUUAGGUGCCAAGACAAAUUUCUUCAGCCUCCCGAGGUUGAAGAGGCUCUGUUGUGCCUUCUUCACCACACUGUCUGCGUGGAUGGACCAUUUCAGUUUGUCAGUGAUGUGUACGCCAAGGAACUUGAAGCUUUCCACCUUCUCCACUGCUGUCCCGUCGAUGUGGAUAGGGGUGUGCACCCUCUGCUGUUUCCUGAAGUCCACGAUCAUCUCCUUUGUUUUGUUGACGUUGAGUGAAAGGUUAUUUUCCUGGCACCACACUCCCAGAGCCCUCACCUCCUCCCUGUAGGCGGUCUCGUCACCUCCAGGCUGUGUAAGGGCUAUUUUACCAAGAAGUAGAGUGAUGGAGUGCUGCAUCAGAUGACCUGGCCUCCACAAUCCCCUGACCUCAACCCAAUUGAGAUGGUUUGGGAUGAGUCGGACCGCAGUGUGAAGGAAAAGCAGCUAACAAGUGCUCAGCAUAUGUGGGAACUCCUUCAAGACUGUUGGAAAAGUAUUCCAGGUGAAGCUGGUUGAGAGAAUGCCAAGAGUGUGCAAAGCUGUCAUCAAGGCAAAGGGUGGCUAUUUGAAGAAUCUCAAAUCAUGAUUCCAUAUGUGUUAUUUCAUAGUUGUGAUGUCUUCACUAUUAUUCUCCAAUGUAGAAAAUAGUAAAAAAUAUAGAAAAACCCUGGAAUGAGUAGGUGUGUCCAAACGUUUGACUGGUACUGUGUGUCCCAAUGGACCGCCAGACCAUUACAGCUCUGCAGCUUUGGACUCUGAAUCUUUAUAGAUCAGAACUACUGACCUUGAUAAAUUAUGAUUAAAUAGGCUUGACAAAUCAGAGUAUCUCUAUAUAUUGUAUUUCUAUCUAUAUUUCUCAAGCUUAUUUAAUCAUAAUCUAUCAAGGUGAUUGAACGAUAUAAAACCUUUAUUGUUAUAUUAAUAUUGAACCUUCCCUAACCUCGCAGGUACACUACCUACAGCUGACGCUAGUCCUCGACCACCGGGAGAGGAUGGAGUUCAUCCAACACUCCUCCAGGAACAACCAAUGGCUGGUGUCUCUUCGCCAAGACUUGACUGAUUCGCUGGUGUUGGUCUCGCAGCAGCCAAUCCCCUCUGUGCUGGAGUCUGAGACGCACCGCUUGGAUAGGAGUGCCAGAGAGGAGGAGCUGAGAUUGUCU
Molecule: messenger RNA, 34375 nt
Organism: Coregonus sp. 'balchen'
Lineage: Eukaryota; Metazoa; Chordata; Actinopteri; Salmoniformes; Salmonidae
Source: the annotation of a GenBank genome assembly